AUGUCAUUUUCCAACACGGCACUGAAUACGCAUUAUAACGAGGUAUAUGACAGUCACGUGUCAAUUAAAAGACCCCGUUUCGUAUUAGGAAUGUUAACAUCACAUGCCAAUACCGCGUACAGGGACGGACAGCGAUCGACGUGGCUGUCAACUGUAAAUAUGUUACAAAACCAGCUGCCGUUCACGAUUACUUAUAAAUUUCUUAUCGACCGCCCUACAAACGAGACUAUAAUAGAACAAAAAGUCUACAACGAUAUUGUUUUUCUGAAUGUCACAAGUCAAGGAAGGGCAGUAAGAUUCGGAGAGAAAUUGUAUGUGUGGUUUAAAUAUAUUUAUGAAAAUUAUCCAGACGUUUUACUUGGGGCCAAGGUUGAUGAUGACGUUUUUCUAUGUGUUCCACAAGUUUUCACAAGGAUUGAUCAACUAAAAUCAACGAAACUGUAUUACGGAUGGACCCAUGGUUCGGGGCAGAAAAUAAAUACACGUACACGUAUGGAUGAAAUGUUUGUAGUUCUUGGUAGAGAGCUACUAGAAAGAAUUUCAAAGCGAAAAUAUUGUUAUGGAAGGAGAUGUAAUCCUAGUAUAGAUUUAAUCGAUACUAAUUUUGGAGGUACAUCUUUGGGAUCCUGGUUGUCGAUAUAUGAUGACGUAGAUUACCGCCCUGAUAACAAUAUCAUUGUCCAUAUCAUUGACAAUGAAGAAAUUAAACAAAACAUAAAGCCAAACUUUUGUUCCAAAUUCAUUUUGAACCAUAAAUCAUCUGUGGAAAUAAUGAAACAAUUACAUGAACAUAACAAUCGUCUCACAUCCUUAAACAUUUCCUACACUGGUGCUGUGACAGGAUCGCUGUUCUCGGGUGAUGUGAUUCGGUCAGGGUUACCCAAGGUACCAACGAAGCAAUAUCAGUGUUUGGCAGUUUUAGACAAGAUACCAGCAUGUGACAACUGGGCGGUUGUUACUACAAUUUUUCCUCCUUCGAAAGCUGUGAAAUAUAUAUCAUCGCUUUUAAACUGGUGUUUGGUCAUAGUAGCUGACACAAAGACUCCACCUGAAGCUGCAUACCUUUCUGAGAUUGAACUUAAUAAAGAAACAUCAAAAACAGUAAAAUAUCUUUCGUUGGAGGAACAAUAUACCUUGUACCCGUUGUUAGCGGAUGUUAUCCCAAUCCAACACUUUGGAAGGAAAAAUAUCGGUUACAUGUAUGCUAUACAUCACAAAGCUAAAUACAUCUGGGACUUCGAUGAUGAUAAUAAUGGUAUAGUGGAUUUGGACGAUUUCAAAACAGAUCAUUUUGAUUACGUCACAAUCUGUAACACCACUCAUAAUCCACUUAUGAACCCCUAUCCCUAUUUCGGUGUCACAGAAACAUAUACCUGGCCAAGAGGUUUUCCACUACAAGACAUUAAAAACAAAACUUCAAUGCCUAACUUCUGUCACGCAAGUGAUACUGUCCACCUGGGCAUAGUACAAUCAUUAGCCAAUCAACAGCCGGACAUUGAUGCUAUUUAUAGACUUACACGUGACGCUCCUUUUACCUUUCGCGCAACAACAAAAUCUCACCUUCCAAUUGUUGUGCCAGCUAAUAUGUUUGCCCCAUUCAAUGCCCAGGCGACUUUAUGGCUACCGUCGGCGUUUCCUUACCUAGCAUUACCUAUCAGUGUAAAUGGGCGUGUCAGUGAUAUUUGGAGAAGCUACAUUGCUCAAUUCUUUCUUCACCAAAAUGAUGUCCGCUUGGCAUUUUCGCCACCGUAUGUCACACAAGAAAGAAAUACCCACAAUAUUUUAAGAGAUUUUAAUGCAGAGUUGGAUUUGUACCAAAAAAGUAAACAAUUUGUGAAUCUUCUUUCAUCUGAAACGAGUAGAAAUCACCCAAACCUAUUGGAGUUGUUCAAAGAUUUAUAUUCACGAGGAUAUCUCGAAGAAGCCGACAUUCAGUUCGCUGAUGCAUGGGCCAAAACAUUUGCAAUAGUAAAAAAAUGA
This is a messenger RNA of Ylistrum balloti, 1980 nucleotides long. RefSeq lists its product as uncharacterized. The transcript has a single exon. Gene Ontology annotation, cellular component: membrane. The record is from RefSeq and is a predicted model, not a curated record. The coding region runs from base 1 to 1980 and encodes 659 amino acids. Gene Ontology annotation, molecular function: hexosyltransferase activity. Lineage: Eukaryota; Metazoa; Mollusca; Bivalvia; Pectinida; Pectinidae.